Strongylocentrotus purpuratus (purple sea urchin) is the source of this 1062-nucleotide messenger RNA. RefSeq lists its product as uncharacterized. Lineage: Eukaryota; Metazoa; Echinodermata; Echinoidea; Camarodonta; Strongylocentrotidae. Bases 1 to 882 code for a protein of 293 amino acids. The record is from RefSeq and is a predicted model, not a curated record. The transcript is spliced from 8 exons.
AUGCCCAACACACUCAACAAGUGCUUCCCAUUUCAUCUUCCAGUCUCAAAGGUUGGGAUCCUUCCUGCAACAGAAGAUGUUGGAUCUCUGUAUAAACCCUCUGAAGAUCACUAUGAUAUCUUCUCCAAUCGAAGUCCAAACUCUGCCAGAGGGACGGUCAAAUCUGCAAACUCUUCCUCUUCAGACCCUAUUGAUCUUCCAAGAGUCUCCCUUCAUAAAGAAUCAAAUGAUGAACAGAGAAGACAGAGUGUUAAUACCCGAGUGGCAUCAACAACAUUGUCGACAAGACUGGCAAUGCCUUCACCUCCCCAGGAAUAUUUGAAUGAACCUGAGCUUCUAGUACCACCUUCAAGUGACUUCUCUGUAUUCUGUGUGAUGACUGAAGCAUGGAAAGCAGACAAGAGUUCUCCAACACUUCUUGAAAGCCAGUGCCAGAGUCCAAAAACAACUGAAAUUAAACAAAGAGAAUAUGUACAGCCUUACAAGCUGACACCCAUUCUCCCAUACGAUCACGACGUUGAUGACGAUGACGAUGACGAUGACGAUGUCAGUGUAUUAUCUCUUGGUCUCGAUGUUUUCAACAAACCCCUACCUGGUGAUGUUCCAAACAGAUUUCAGAGAUUGACUCAUACAAAACUCCCUAAACUCAUGAUACAUGGAAAGAAGAAGCCCGCACAGACUACCAUCAAGACUCCCAGGCCUAAAGAUGCAAAAGACAAUUCUAAAGGUCCUCCAACCAAACAAGCAUGGUCUAACUCCAUUAAGAAAGAGAGGAAGAGACUGAAACAUCUUACAAAGCUCAGCAAGUUCUCUGAACGCAAACUCCCGGAGAUAAAGACCACCAAAGUCAUGAGGUUUGACCCCUCUAGACUUGAACCAUGAUGCUGCCAUCCACUUCACUUCAUACAUGUAACUCCAGGGCCCCGUUUCACAAAGCCUUUUUUCAAUGAGAAAUUACAAAAAUCAGUGACAAAUCUGCUGAUAACCAAUCAGAAGUGAGGAUUUCAGUAGCGUAUAACAAAAAUUGUCAUUUGUCACUGAGGACACGUUUUGAGAAACCGG